This is a messenger RNA of Asparagus officinalis (garden asparagus), 2536 nucleotides long. RefSeq lists its product as uncharacterized. NCBI's taxonomy places the organism in Eukaryota, Viridiplantae, Streptophyta, Magnoliopsida, Asparagales, Asparagaceae. The transcript is spliced from 7 exons. The coding region runs from base 115 to 2424 and encodes 769 amino acids. Gene Ontology annotation, cellular component: nucleus. The record is from RefSeq and is a predicted model, not a curated record. Gene Ontology annotation, molecular function: DNA binding; DNA-binding transcription factor activity.
UCAAUGUUCUCACAAACAGGAGUGGCUCUAACUGCCUUUGUGAUUCUCAUCCUUUUUCAUUGGACAAGCUGAACUUAACUAGGAAUCAUUUUAAACAUUGAUCUUUCUGCAUUCAUGGAACCAACUGAUCAUUAUCCGCAUAUUAUCCGGGUCUCUGAUGAUGAUGACGAUAAUAAUGAAGAUGAUGACGAUAAUAAUGAAGAUAAUGAAGAGCCAAGCCAUCUUCGGUCCCUCAAACGAAAACUGUCCGAAGAAUUGAAUCAGGCUUUGGUUUUAAAAGAAGGCCAGCAAAGCCAAAGCCAAAACAUUGAUAAAGGAAAAUCAGUUGCUUCAGUAUCUGGCGCUAGUCCUCAUGAUGAUAAAUUAAAUUUUUGCAUACUGCACUCCGACGAGCUUGCUAUCUUAUCCACCAACGAUCCAAUCUUCAUGUCAAACAUAGAACAAAAGACCAAAACCUCCUUUCAUGAAAUGUUCGAUGAUUUCAGAGACACGGCACUCUCAACUAUUCUCUCUUCUUUGAUACUCGAAUGCAGGCCUCAGAAAAAACCAUACACUUUAGGAGAAGAAGGAAAGCCAACAUGGUGGCCCACAACAAGUUCAGAGUGGUGGGUUGAGUUAGGCUUCCCUACAACUGAAGGGGAGCCUCAAUUCCAAAGGCCACAAAUGCUCAUGAAGGUAUGGAAAAUUGCGCUUCUGGUUUCGAUAAUCAAUCAUCUGUCUCCAAAAGCUGUGUGCAAGAUUGUUCGAGAGUCUGUGACUUUACAAGGGAAAAUGUCUACGAAGGAGAAGUUCAUUUUAUCAAUUGUGUUGCACAUUUUAAACAAUUUGAAGAUUGAGAGCCCUAGUAGUUCCGCUGAGAAAACGAUAAGUGAUGUUAAUAUCAAUGGAAAUGAGUCUCAGACGCAAGAAAUCAAUUCUGGUCCUCUUCUUGAAGUGAAGGAAGAGAUACAGACAGAAGAAAAUGCAGUACACGCAAAAUCCAGCGACAAUCGGGUGAUAUUGAGCAAAGGAAAUAGUGGUGUCCUUAAGCGCAAGGCAACAGAUAAGAACACUCUAAUGCUUACGUCGAAAAGGAAGCGUGAGGUAUUAUUAGCACUACCUGCAUUUACUAAAGAGAGAAAAUCAAGCUUAUCUCAAGAAAAGGAUUCAAAAAUUGAUCAAGUACCCGCUACAUCGACUCUAAUGGUUGUUCCAGGACAAAUGCAAAAGGAUCAGAGCCAGUCUCGAUCAUUUCAGGCUAAUCCAAACAGCAUUGGUACAAGUUCAGGUUCUUUUUUUGAGAAUAGUCAGAAGAAUACUGCCCUGGUUAACAACUACACAAAUGCAUCUGAACAGCCUGUUACAGGUGUAGGAAUGGCUACUAGAAGUUCAGGAACUGGAUAUCAAGCUAUUUCAAGCAUGAGAACGAAUGAAGACCUUUUUUCAUACCAAAGAAAUAGGUAUUUGCAAGCUAAUGCACAUGGAACGAAGUCAAUUAAUGGUAGUCCUUCGAACUGGGGCAAUCUGGUGGUUCCUUCGACGUAUCAAAAUGCUCAGAAUGUGAGCUUCUACCGAGAAUCUGAACCUCUACCGAGAAGAGGAAUCCUGGGAUUUCCUCAACAAAAUUCCAUAACGACUAACAAUAGCUGGCAAAGAUUUAGAAUGGAAAAUGAAGGACGUACUUUUUUCACCCCAGAUAUCAGAAAUCUGCAGGUUUACUCUAAUCUUAUGAGCUCAAGCAUGAGUCCUUCUUAUGAUCAUAAUCGAUCUGCAUCAAAUAUGAACUGUGGAGUGAAUCAAGAAAACCCUACAGGACCUCUUGUGAAUCAAGAUCAGCUUUCAUUUUCUGAUCAAAUCAGCUAUAGCCAAGAAACUUCUGAUGGUCCUUGUAUGAAUCAAGGCCAGGUUUCAUUUUCUGAUCAAAUCAACUAUAGCCCACAGGCGUAUAAUCAAGGUGGUGUUUUUGACUAUAAUCAGUUGAGUGAUACAAAUGACAAUCAAGACCUGAUGUCUAUCGUAAAUUCUGCCACAGGACUUUUGGGGAAUCAAGGCCAGGCUGCAGUCUCCGAUCAAAUCUACGAUAACCAAGAUGUCAAUAAUCCUAAUUUUAUGAACUCAGGCUCAGAUGUUGCUAACGAUUAUUUUCAGCUGAACUCAUAUGAUAAUCAAGACCUGAUGACAAUCGUGAAGGAAAGCGCUGCAAGGUUCAUGAAUUCUCGAAGGAACCAAACUAUCCUGCCGGAAUCAUCAUCUUCAGGAGUGAAUGAAAGAAGCCUGACUUCGUCAGUGCAGGAUACAGUGACAAGGGCUCCAAUGCAGCAGCUGGAUAAUUUGAUGAACACGGAACUUCUUGAUUUUUCGGAGUUUCAGGAUUACUUUCAUCUAGAGUCUGAUAAUGUAGGACCUGAUCAUGGUGUCCUUGAUCAUUAUAAAAGAACAAAUUAGUCUUAGAAAAAAAAAUUUGAUGUCUCAUUAUUUUCCUUUUUUGUUGUAACAGUAGUGAGAAUAGAGUGUAACAUCAGACUGUCAUCGGUGAUACAUCGGAAUAUGAUAAGCA